CUUCAUUACUGACUGUUGAGAAACAAUUAAGCUUCAAUUCAGCAGAUUUGACACAGGGUUCCUACGAGGUUUGGAUAAGCAGGAAAGGUAUUAAGUCAAACUGAAAUAAUUGGAAAUAAUAAUAAUUCGUCAGCCAAUCAGAGUGAGGGGCGGAAACAAAAGAGUCUGUUGUCGCGUGAGACGACGGACGCAACACGCAAGUUCUCUGCCGUAACCUAAAGCUGGACGCAAGAAAAGUGCACACACAUCCAAACCAUCAUCAUAUCCCGGAGUGGCAGCCGGUGUCUCACCUUUCUGCUACAAAUUGUGUUACCUUUCACCCUAAUUGUUGCAAAUAAAAGAAGAGUGGUAUCCAGUUAAGGCCUCCGUUGAUGAUGUCUCUCCCUUUCAAGUGGGGAAAUUGUGCACGAAAAGACAUAACUUGACAGAUCUGGUCCUGUGGGUCUCAGUAUCAGACGAUGAUCACAGUUCACACCUACAGUGAAGCCCCGCCCACAACAAUUCACCUAUAAAUACUGGAGAAUAUUCACAUCAUCCUACAAGAGAAGAACAAACUCCAGGUGCAGCAGCUGAAAUCUGUCUGACUGUUAAAGAUGGAGUUUAUUAAAGAGGAGAUUGAAGACAUGAGUGAUCCAGAACCAUCCAGAAUAAAACAUGAAGAUACUGAGGAACAAACAGACUGGAUUGAAGUAAAACAGCAAAGAGUGAAGCUGAAUGAAGAGGAGUGUUGUAAAAUCAAAACUUCAAGAAAAAAAGCCAAACAGCUGCGCACCUGCUCACAGUGUGGAAAGAGUUUCAGAGACAAUGGAAACCUUAAUGUGCACAUGAGAGUCCACACUGGAGAGAAACCGUACACAUGCCCUCAGUGUGGAAAGAGUUUCAAAGAUGCAUCAGGUCUCAGUUAUCAUCUGCUCAUUCACUCUGGAGAAAAGCCAUUUAGCUGUGAUCAGUGUGGUAAAAAAUUUCAUGCACCAUCAAAUCUAAAACAACACAUGAAAGUUCAUUCAGAUGAGAAGCCUCAUGUGUGUUCUUACUGUGGAAAGAGUUUUUUACGGCUGACUCACUGUAAACAGCACCAGAAAACACACAAUGAAGUGAGAGAUCAUGUGUGUUGUGAGUGUGGGAAGAGCUUUACUAGAGCUUCCCAUCUGAAACAGCACCAAAGGAUUCAUACUGGAGAAAAACCUUACAAGUGCUCAUACUGUGACAAGAGUUUCAUUCAGUCUCAAGAGCUAAAAAAGCAUGAGCGAGUUCAUACUGGAGAGAAGCCGUACCGCUGUACUCAGUGUGGAAAGAGUUUCACUCAAUCAUCAAACCUUCUCACUCAUAUGAGAAAAUAUUGCAAGUGAGCAACAUUCAUUUUCAUGUCAAAUACAUUCAAGUAGAUUGUGUGAGAUAAAAUAUAGAGUUUGUCUUAAAGAAACAGUAUAUCAUGAGGGGGUGAAACUUGACAGACUUAAGAGUGAAACUUCAGUCAACUCUUAGUGUGAGUAAAAUGUUUUUGCAUAAUCACAUUUGGGUGCUAAGUAGGUCUUGCUUAAAAUAGAUAUAUUCAUGUCAUUUACAAUUUGUCAAGUGUAGAAUGUAUAAGAAAUAAAACGGAAACAUAUUGCUGAGUCUGGGAGGAGCUUUAUUGAUUUCUACAUAGUGAUCUAUGUCUGUGAGAAUAUAAAGAAAGACUAAUGCUGAGUAUUUCUAUUUUUAAACUAAUUGAAAUGUCUUGCAAUGCUGUUUGAUUUGCUGUCGACCAAUGAAAUUAAGAAUGAAAUGCUAGUAGAGUAACUGAUUCAUAUGUAUGAUGAUAGUGUAUUUGCUCUGUAACUGUACAGAAAUGUGAUUUAAUAUGUGGCCCCUUUAAGAAGGAAAGUUUAGUAUUUCAGUACUAAUGUAAUGAAGCCCAUUAUGUGUCCAGGUUUAUUAUUAAUUAGAAUGUAAUAAGUUGGCAGAGAGUGUUGCACCCAAUUGACAGCGAUAAAACCCUUUGAUAUAAGAUUUUUAUUUGUAACUUAUAAGGUUGCUCAUUAAAUGUAAACACACAUUAUU
This is a messenger RNA of Onychostoma macrolepis, 2043 nucleotides long. RefSeq names its product gastrula zinc finger protein XlCGF7.1-like. The transcript is spliced from 5 exons. Gene Ontology annotation, molecular function: DNA-binding transcription factor activity, RNA polymerase II-specific; RNA polymerase II cis-regulatory region sequence-specific DNA binding. NCBI's taxonomy places the organism in Eukaryota, Metazoa, Chordata, Actinopteri, Cypriniformes, Cyprinidae. The record is from RefSeq and is a predicted model, not a curated record. Gene Ontology annotation, biological process: regulation of transcription by RNA polymerase II. Bases 594 to 1349 code for a protein of 251 amino acids.